Molecule: messenger RNA, 381 nt
Organism: Podarcis muralis (Common wall lizard)
Lineage: Eukaryota; Metazoa; Chordata; Lepidosauria; Squamata; Lacertidae
Source: RefSeq, a predicted model, not a curated record
GCACCGCGCCCGUCAAUGGGACCCCACAAGCUGCACAAGUGCCUCCCGCUCGUGAUUUUCCUCCGCAACUGGCUCAAAUAUGCCCUGACGGGCGACGAGGUCAAGAAGAUCUGCAUGCAGCGCUUUGUCAAGAUUGACGGCAAGGUUCGCACCGACGUCACCUACCCGGCGGGCUUCAUGGACGUGAUCAGCAUCGAGAAGACAGGCGAGCACUUCCGCCUGGUGUAUGACCAAGGGGUGCUUUUUACCAUGCACCACAUCAGCCCCGAGGAGGCCAAGGUGAGAAUUGGGGGAUUUGAAUCCUUUUCUUACCGAAAGACUCACCCUUGCUGGCAUCUUAAGAUGGACAACGAGAGGAAGGAAUGAUCAGUGCUCGGAGUG